UUCCAAUCUGAAGCUUCAGACUUAGAGAACUAUCUAUGAUGUCUCUAUGUGUAUAUAUUUAACUGAGUGCUGUCUUCUUUUUAUUUGUCAUGUAACCAAUCAGUUUUGGUGGUAAAAAGAAUGGAAGGAAAGAUGAAGAUAGGACCAGUAGGGAAGCAUGAUGCAAGAAGCACUACAAUCGUAAACUGGGACGAAGGGAGUCACAAUGGCAUCGUCUCUCAGAUAUUUCUAUCUCAUGGUGUCGCAGGAAUCAUGUCAAUCCAAUUCCAGUUCGUUAUGGACGGAAAGCUCGUUUUAUCCGACCGUCACGGUCCUUUUUCUGGCAACAUGUUCGACGUCAUAGAGCUGAACUAUCCGCACGAGUACAUAACUGGAAUAAGUGGAGAGUAUUACAAGUACGAAGCUAGCAACCCUCACAUUAGGUCUCUCAAAUUCAAUACAAACACUAAAGAGUACGGUCCUUUUGGCACCUCGGCUUCGAGCUACGAUAAAUUCGCGUUUAAACUCGGGAAGUCUCCCCAGUUCGGCGGUUUCCACGGGACUUACGACGCCUCGGGACUACAGUACAUUGGUGUUUAUCUCCGGCCUAAAACAGUUCCACCUAAAAUCGAUACGGGCGGUGCAGAAGAAAUGGAGUCAAAAAUUGUCUUGGGUUGAAAAUGUUUGUAUACUUGGAUAUUAUUCUGCCGAUUAUUAUUAUACUCCAAAUGCGUUUAUUAAUAACGUGACGUAUUAAAUGUUUAUAUAUGUUAAUGCUUCUACGUUCAUCUAUCUAAUUUAGAUAUCUUUAUUGCGGAUUGCCACAUUAUUAAAUGCUAGCUUUAGUAUUAAAGAGAGAUGGAAUUCAAAGGAACGUCUUGGAGACGUUUGAAUUGAGUGGACCUUUACGAUUCCUCCUUCACAAUGGUCAAACUGAACUAAUAUCAACAGCCCAUAUUUUUAUCAUCCUACUCUAUAUAUUCACCACAACUUCUUCACUUCUCGACCAUCCUGAAUUGUUAUUUUUCCGGAGGCACCAAAUCCCAAAUAGAGUAGUUACAUAGAAAGAAAUGAAUUCUGAGACCAGGAUGAUCAAAGUUGGUCCAGCAGGGAGGUAUAAUCACUAUUACAACUCACCGCAACCUUUUGAUCUUAAAGGCCACAAGGAAAUCUCCCAGAUUUUCGUUUCAGGCGGAGACAAUGGGAUAGCGUCGAUCCAAUUCCAAUACGUGGCAAAUGGGAAAUACGAGUUAUCAGGUCAAUACGGUUUUGCUGGCAAUACCAACCAGUUCCACACCAUUGAGUUGAACCAUCCUGCUGAGUAUAUUACUGGAGUCGACGGUCUAUAUACAGAUGAUUACAUUAAAACGAUCACUUUCACUACCAACAUCCAGAAGUAUGGUCCGUUUGGAAUAACCAACGCAAAUCUACAGCGCAACUUUCACAACCCAAGACUUUUUACCUACAACCUUGGAAAGUCCUCUCAAUUCGGUGGUUUUCAUGGGACCUAUACAUCUAAUGCCCUCUCCUCCAUAGGUUUCUAUCUUAGUGUUAAAACAACGCCACCCAACUCUGCCUCGAAGAUUCCAAAGAAAGAAACUCAUGUUACUGCCUAGGAUGGGAAAAGAAAUUCGCUUUCUAAACCUUUGUUCGCUAAUUUCUUAUCGUGAUUUACAUGUAACAGUGACGGCACUGAAGUGUAAUACAGAUUGCUGUCAUGAGCUUUGAGUUUGGUCUUUCGUUUAAUAAAGGUUAGAAAUAUGUUUGAAGUGUUUGCUAUUACCUACUACUUAGCGAAAGAAUGCGACUCGAAGCUUUCGCCAAUCUGUCUUGAACAAAAUUUGAGAUGUGAAAGUCAAUGUAUAUCAAUCAUCGAGGAGAUCACCAGCAACAAGUGUUUCAACCACACAGCCUUGUAAUCGCGAAUCAGAAGAAAUUAGCUUUAGGACCUCACGGAUAUAUGCUGUCUCGACAUGGGCACUGUCACCGGCCAUGAACACAUGCUUACGAUCAUCAAUCUCUAUUGAACUAAACCCUGGCUGCUUCCUUAGACCAAGACCCUUCAUCUUCCUUCUCAUCUUACUUGCUCCUUCCCAUUUUCCAUCAGCCGCAUACAUGUUCGAGAGAAUCACAUAAUUCGAAUGGCUUUUCACUUUAAGCUCGCUAAGAUGCUUCAUCAGCCUCUCUGCUAACUCGGUAUUGUUCCCAUUAGUCCUGCAGGCUGCCAGCAAGGAGCCAAUCACAACUUCAUUUGGCUUCAUCGGCAUGCUCUGUACCACCUUCAAAGCAUCUUCCAAUCUCCCAGCCCUACUAUACAGAUCCACUAAGCAUCCAUAGUGUUCAAUUCGAGGUGAGAUUCUGUAAUCCCUUUUCAUAGUUUGGAAAUAUCCAAGACCUUCUUCAACUAGACCUACAUGGCUACAAGCGGUUAGCGCCCCAGUGAAAGUGACCGCGUCAGGUUUAAACCCGUCUUCUUGCAUUUUUCUGAAGUAGACCAAAGAUUCAUGUGCAUGCCCGUUAGCAGCAAAGCCAACAAUGACUGAGUUCCAUGAAACUACGGUUCGUUUCUCCAUCUUGUCAAACACUUGUCGAGCAAACUCCACACACCCGCAUCGACAAUACAGAUCGAUCAGCGAAUUACUCACCCUGACAUUGUUCUUGAAAUCCUGACUCACGACGUAGCGAUGUACCCACAAUCCGAACGAGAGAGCACCAAGGUUUGUGCAAGCGGCAAGAGCAGCAAUAAUAGCAACGUAAUCUGGUUCUACUCCAGAAACCUGCAUCUCACGGAACCAUGCCAAAGCUUCCUCGUGAAAGCCUUUCUUAACAAACCCAUUUAUCAUAGCUGUCCAAGAAAUCAAGUCUCGGUCAGGCAUUUCGUCGAACAACUUGACAGCUUCAUCGACCUGACCACUCCUCAUGUACCCAUCGAUCAUUGUGUUCCAAGUAACCGAGUUUUUAUCUUCCAUGUAAUCGAAAACCAAUCUGGCCUUGCGGAAACGACCGCGUUUGGAGUACAUGCCGAGAAUUGCGGUGCCAACCAUGACAUGGUUUCUAUCAAGACCAAGUUUACAAGCAUACCCAUGAAGCAAAUCUCCCAGGGCUUCACUUCCGGAGGCAAAAUCGCCACAUCCGGAGAGUAGAGCAAUGAAAGUGAUGUGGUUAGGCUCGACGCCUGCGAGUCUCAUACCGGAGAAUUCCUUCACUGCCUCUGCUAAUCGACCAUUGCGUGAGAGGAGAGUGAUGCGAGAAGUCCAUGAAACGGUAGUCUCGGCGGUGGAUUGGUUAAGUUUCUGUAUUUUUGGAUUUGCGUGGUUUUUGCGGGAGAUGAAGGGUAUUUGUUGCGGUAGAGCCGGCGAAGAAACUCCGACGACGGGAAGGAGACCCAUUCAAUAGAGAUAUGGUAUUAUGUUUCUCUCUCUAGCUAAACCCGAAUCUGGAUCACGCCGGAUAAAAUAGAAUCCGGUUUGGUUCGGUUUAAGAUUAUUAAACCGUUUAUUUCAGCAAUUAGACGAUUUGCAUUUUGACCACACAAAUAAAAG
Messenger RNA from Thlaspi arvense, 3521 nucleotides. The record is from the annotation of a GenBank genome assembly. Lineage: Eukaryota; Viridiplantae; Streptophyta; Magnoliopsida; Brassicales; Brassicaceae.